AUGGACAUAGAUUAUGCUAUAAGGAAAGAUGAACCACAUAAGAUCAUUGAUACCAACACACUUGAAGAAAUAUUAUUGUACGAACACUGGGAGAAAUCUAAUCGCCUUAGCGUGAUGUACAUUAAGACAAAAAUCAGUGCUGGUAUACGUGGUUCAAUCGAGCAACAUGAGAAUGUCUGUGAAUUGCUAAAGGCUAUUGGCGAGCAAUUCGUCACUUCAGAUAAAGCCUUGGCAAGCACCCUAAUUAUGAAGUUCACAUCCCUGAAGCUCACCGGUAUAAGAGGUGUGCGUGAACAUAUCAUGGAGAUGAGGGACAUUGUGGCUCAAUUGAAGAAACUCGAGAACCCUCUCCCAGACUUAACUGGCGCACCUUUUAAGUGCGCCAAGGAAAAGAAAGAGUUGUGGCUCAACCCCAUCAAGGAUUGA
Vitis vinifera (wine grape) is the source of this 426-nucleotide messenger RNA. RefSeq lists its product as uncharacterized. NCBI's taxonomy places the organism in Eukaryota, Viridiplantae, Streptophyta, Magnoliopsida, Vitales, Vitaceae. The transcript has 2 exons. Bases 1 to 426 code for a protein of 141 amino acids. The record is from RefSeq and is a predicted model, not a curated record.